AUGGACGCAACAUUAGGCCAAAGUGGUAGGAUCGGUGGUAGGAUCGGCGGCAGAGAAGGGAGUGAUGAGGAAAUUUUUGAUCGGGUAUGGAAAAAGAUGGGAUUUAUAGAAAAUAUGCCGCUUAGUGAGAUGUAUGGGUUAUUGAAGAAUAUAGAGGAUGAAAGCAACGAAAAACGGCGGAAGGCCAAUGAUCCGGGAGUGGUGGUGAUGGCACAGAUGGUGAUUAACAGGGUCCAGGAUAUGUUUGGGCAAAAAGCCGAAAGAAUCAGUUUUCUGAAAGAAGAUUCAGCUAUGAUCUUGGAGUGGAUAGUUAGCGAAGGAGGUGGGGAUGACGCGGGAUACAUCGAGACAGAAUUCGUUUCACACGGUCCAGUGAGCCGGCGCUUUUCUGUAAGCGAUAGUGACGAUAUGAGCGACGACGAGACGGCGUCUUUGAUGGAAGUUGAUCGAAUAGAGUGCAAAAGAAGUAUGAGUGUGCCGUCAAGUAUUUGUGAUAGUCAUAUUGAUAUGGCGUGCAGUCUGAAGGUGACGGAGUUCAACCUUUGCAAAAUCUUGGAAGACUUGGAGGUGUACCAUCACAAUAUCGAAAUGAACUUUGCAUCUCUAGAAAGCCGGUUGGAUGGCAUUAAGAACCAGAAUGCGUACCAUUUACAAUAUUUGAAGGACGUAGGACGCAUAAAUGACGGGCUAUUCGAGAAAGUCAGGUUUAUGAGACACGAGGUGUCUGAGGUUCAACGAGAACUUUCCAAGCUCACAGAAGUAGCUAACGGCAGUACUGGCGAUAAAGAGCCUACAGUGACUCGAAUUGAUUUAGUUGGAACCACAUUAUCCCCAGGAGAUACCCAAAUAUACCACCAGUUGACCAAACCAGGUACUAAACCAUCAAUUCACGUACCCAACGAUGCCACGCAAGGCCAAACUACGAAUGUCACUACACAUACAACAACUACUACUAUUUUAAUUGCAUUUAUCUCAAUCAUCAUUUUUAUCAUGUCAUUUUUCACUAGCAAAUAG
Debaryomyces fabryi is the source of this 1014-nucleotide messenger RNA. RefSeq lists its product as uncharacterized. NCBI's taxonomy places the organism in Eukaryota, Fungi, Ascomycota, Pichiomycetes, Serinales, Debaryomycetaceae. The coding region runs from base 1 to 1014 and encodes 337 amino acids. The record is from RefSeq and is a predicted model, not a curated record. The transcript has a single exon.